ACUAUAACGUGAAACAGUUCUCCAGACAGACCAUUUUUAUCAAUGAGUAAUUAGUCCGCCACUGUGUAAACACUACGAAUCAAAGGACAUUUAAAACACUUUACUACGAGUUUACUCUCAUUCGUUCGCAGACUUUCAUUCAGCUGAGUUCGUUUUCCACUCGCGCGUGUGACCACUCUCGAUUUUACUUCUUUCUAUAUCCGUAAAUUUUUUCUCAAAUCUUAUUUUUAAAAUUGGACUUUUAUUUGAAAAAAUGCGUGUUGCAAUUAUUGGAGCCGGUGCAGCAGGUCUGGCAUCUGCCAGACAUGUGUCCCAGUCUGGAUUUGACCUGGACGUGUUCGAAAUGAGACCGGAACUUGGUGGUACAUGGGUCUAUACCGAAGAUGUUGGAAAGGACAGAUACGGUUAUCCAGUUUAUUCUGCCAUGUACAAAGGUUUAAGAACCAAUUUACCAAAGGAAGUUAUGGGAUUCCCAGAUUUCCCAAUUCCGGACCAAGAAAAAUCUUAUCUAAGUCAAGCAGAAAUUCUAGAUUUCCUCAAUCUCUAUGCGGAUAGGUUUGAAUUGAAGAAGUACAUCAAGUUUAAUACUAUAGUAAUGGAUAUUCGACCACAAAAUGAGUCCUGGAAAAUUACGUGUAUCGAAAAACCAACAGGAAAGGUAUACGAUAACAUUUAUGAUGCGAUCAUGAUAUGCAAUGGUCACUAUAAUGAUCCCAUUGUACCAAAACUCCCAGGACAAGAGUUAUUUACUGGUACCAUAGAUCACAGUCAUAAUUUCCGCGAUCCCGAAAGGUUUAGAGGAAAGAAGGUACUUGUUGUUGGAGCUGGGCCUUCUGGACUUGACAUAACUCUACAAAUAUCUACUGUAGCUGAAAAUGUGGUACUUAGUCACCGUGUUCCUGACCCUAUUAAAACUCAAUAUCCAGAAAACGUGCAACUGAAGCCUGAUGUACAACGUAUCCUUAACUUCAACAAGGUGGAAUUUAUAGACGGAUCUUGUUGUUGUUUCGACGAAAUAUUAUUCUGCACCGGUUACAAGUACAGCUUUCCAUUCCUUCACGAUUCUUGCGGUAUCACCGUUGACGAUAAUCACAUUCAACCUCUAUAUAAGCACAUGAUACACAUCCAGAGGCCCACCAUGUGUUUCAUUGGUAUACCUUUUAAUGUGUGCGCCUUCCAAAUGUUCGAUUUACAGGCUAGGUACUUCUGUAAGUACCUUGACAAGUCAAUGCAACUGCCGCCUACUAAGGAAAUGGAAAUACACACCGAAACAGAUAUUGAAUUCCGCAAAUCCAAGGGAUAUACAAAGAGGCAAAUGCAUAUGAUGGGUUCCUACCAGGAAACGUACUACAAUGAUUUAGCUGCCGAUGCCAAAACUACCCCUAUUGCACCCGUUUUAGUAAAGCUCAGAGAUCUAAGCGUCAAAAGAUUAUACGACGAUUUACUGAACUUUAGAGAAGAUAAGUACAAAAUUGUAGAUGAACAGAAUUUUGUGAAGGUGUUAAAUUAGGCUUAAGUAGAUGAAUUUAAACUUGAUGGUUGGUUACUUUCACUAUUAUAAUCACUUGCUUAUUGAUUUUGAAGAAAAUCAAUAAGGUGUUUAUAAUAUUGAAAACAUAUCCAAUUAUUAUUGUUAUUCAUUAAUAUUAUAUAUGUAAAAGGGUGUAUUAAUAUUACUUUGUUUAAUAAAUAUUUAUUGCUUUUAUACAUAACUUAUGGAUAUAAUAAAAUAUUAUUUAUCAAAAUAGUUACUCUCCAUAUCUCCUAUAGUUCAUAAAAUAAAAAUUUUUAGAACGUACAAACAAAUAUAUUUAUUCGUAAAGUCAGAAAUAUACUUUGAAAUAA
This is a messenger RNA of Sitophilus oryzae (rice weevil), 1845 nucleotides long. RefSeq names its product senecionine N-oxygenase-like. The coding region runs from base 254 to 1510 and encodes 418 amino acids. Gene Ontology annotation, molecular function: NADP binding; N,N-dimethylaniline monooxygenase activity; flavin adenine dinucleotide binding. NCBI's taxonomy places the organism in Eukaryota, Metazoa, Arthropoda, Insecta, Coleoptera, Curculionidae. The record is from RefSeq and is a predicted model, not a curated record. The transcript is spliced from 7 exons.